GCUAAUAACCGUUCCUUGUCGAUCAGAGAAAGCUUGGUUGUCUCCACUCCACUCGACAGCAGCAGAGAGAAGUCCUCGUUUGUGAAACUACUGCGAAGAUGGUGCUUAAAGCUGUUUGUGUGCUCAAAGGAGCCGGGGAGACCACCGGCACUGUGUUCUUCGAGCAGCAGAACGACUCGUCUCCGGUGAAGCUGACAGGAGAAAUCAAAGGCCUGACGCCCGGUGAGCAUGGAUUCCACGUCCAUGCCUUUGGAGACAACACUAAUGGGUGCAUCAGUGCUGGCCCUCACUUCAACCCUCACAACAAGAAUCACGCCGGCCCAAACGACGCAGACCGGCACGUUGGGGACCUCGGCAAUGUGACUGCAGGCGCUGACAACGUGGCCAAAAUUGAAAUCACAGAUAAGGCGAUCACCCUGUCGGGACCAUACUCCAUCAUUGGUAGAACCAUGGUGAUUCACGAGAAGGCCGAUGACCUGGGCAAAGGAGGCAACGAUGAAAGUCUAAAAACUGGCAACGCCGGCGGACGUCUGGCAUGCGGAGUGAUUGGCAUCACUCAGUAAAGGCCAAAACACAAAGAAGCAACUCUUUCUUCCCAAAGCACUUAAAGACCAACUGAGCUAUUUGCUGUGCGUGUGUGUGUGUGGAGCUUUGGUUUGCCUCAUUAGGAGCAUUAAUGAACCAGAACUUUUACUCUUCUUACUUUGAAGCGAUUCUUUCUUCUCCCAGGACCCUUAACAAGUUGUAAACUGACACAAAGUAAAGUUAAAUAAAGUUUGCCAGAAGUCAUCUUCAUGCUGGAAGAGUAUUUGUUUCUGUCACAUGAGCCAUCACGUGUUUUUGGCUUGUAUAACGUUAGUAAGAUGGCCAUUUGGGUGAUGUAACAGUUGUGUAUCAUUGUCACCUUAAGUUAGCAAUUUAGAGAAAUCUAAAUAAAAAAAAUAGACAAAAGUGGGAA
Messenger RNA from Doryrhamphus excisus (bluestripe pipefish), 958 nucleotides. It is a transcript of the gene sod1, whose product is annotated as superoxide dismutase 1, soluble. Lineage: Eukaryota; Metazoa; Chordata; Actinopteri; Syngnathiformes; Syngnathidae. The record is from RefSeq and is a predicted model, not a curated record. Gene Ontology annotation, biological process: superoxide metabolic process. Gene Ontology annotation, molecular function: copper ion binding.